Messenger RNA from Microthlaspi erraticum, 1152 nucleotides. NCBI's taxonomy places the organism in Eukaryota, Viridiplantae, Streptophyta, Magnoliopsida, Brassicales, Brassicaceae. The record is from the annotation of a GenBank genome assembly.
AUGACGACGACGAUUUCCAAUCUUCCUAGAGAUCUGGUAGAGGAAGUAAUCUCAAGGGUUCCGGCGACAUCCAUGAGAAAAGUCCGAUCCACUUGCAAAAAGUGGAACACUUUAUCCAAAGACCGAAGCUUUACAGCGAAACACCUCGCUAAAGCAGCAGCAGCAUCAACGGAGAAGAAGGAGUCUCUCGCGAUCGUGCUGAUGAAUUACAGUCUCCAUCUGAUGAGCGUCAAUCUCCACAACAACAAUCCUCCUCUAUCCCCUGAAGGUAAACUAAUCCAUCAAUUAGAGGUCACUCGCGUGUGUCACUGCGAAGGUUUAUUGUUAUGCACCACGAGAGACUACACUAGUCUCGUUGUUUGGAACCCUUACUCGGGUCAAACCCGGUGGAUCUCCGUCGAACCCGCAUAUCCCACUUACCUCGCCCACAGGCUUCAUCUAUACGGUCAUGUUCUCGGAUACAACGAGGGCAAGAGAUCACACAAGAUCUUGAGGUUUGCUUAUGCUCCGUCGAAUCUUGAGCAGUCUGUGCAAGAAAUCUACGAUCUAAGCACUGAUUCUUGGAGGGUUCUUGAUGACGAUCCAGACUGGUGUUUAGAGUAUGGUAACUAUGGCUUGUCUCUGAAAGGAAACAGCUACUGGUACGCUAUGGACAAGGAGUCGCGAGGACAAGGAGUCCCUGACUUCUUGCUCUGCUUUGAUUUCACCAACGAGAGAUUCGCGCCGCGUCUGCCUCUGCCGUUUACGUCUUGGUGUCCUGACUCUGUGUCUCUGUCCAGCGUUAGAGGAGAGCAGCUCGUGGUGUUGUUUCAGAGCAGUGAUAUGCUUGACUUGGAGAUAUGGGUGACGACUGAGAUCGGUCCUGAGGCGGUUUCGUGGAGCAAGUUGUUGACGUUGGAUACUGGUGGGCCGUUGAGAGGGUUGGAGUUUGGUAGUGGUGGGGGUUUCUUUGUUGACGAGGAGAAGAGAGCAGUGAUUGUUUUUGAUGAGGAGAAACAUGUGAAGACGCGUCCCACUCGUCACGUAGCUCGCAUCUUUGGCGAGGUUGGUUACAGCUUGAGAGAAGAAGUUGAUCUAGGAGAAGUUACAAAGGAUGAUGGUUUUAGUUUAUUGCAUGCGUGCUCUUAUGUUCCAAGUGCAGUCUUGUUUUGA